AUGUCCAAUGACACUGAUUAUUCUCAUCUUUGGAUAACAACUUUGGCAGAACCGGUUGUUCCCGAGCUUUCUAUAAAAAUAGAAAGAAUCAAUUUAUCUACAGUCUAUGCUAGUUGGUCAAUUAAAGGAGUACUACCAGUCUUCAUUGAUCAUACGUUGGCAGGUUUCAGUAACUAUACUCGAAAGUUUAAUUUAGUUGCUGAUUGUGAUGGUUUCCUAUCUCGAAAACUACCUCUUGGUUUAAAUUUUCAUAUUUAUCAAGAAUUAAAAUUUAAUGUUAGAGUUGUUGGUAUUGGAUCAAGAUCAGCUUUAUUGGAAUUGGUUGAUGUUUGUAAUAGAUCCAAUGUUCAACUCCAACCCAACACAUUUUACAUGGUCAAAGUAUUUGGUAUCAAUGGAUAUAAAACAUUAUAUUCAUCCUAUUUCAAUUUUACACCCAAUAAUGUCAACAUCACCGGCCUAAAAGCAUAUCAAUAUGAUAAUUCUCAAUUUGUCAUUGAAUAUGCUUCACGACAAAACAACAACAGUCAAACAUUCUACACUGUCCUUGUCAAUGAUACAAUCUAUUGUCAACAAGAUACAACUCCAAAACCAUGUUUUGUUGUUACAUCACUUCCAGAUUCAAUUGAUCAACAAACAAUUACAUUGAAUACUACUAUUUUAAAAGUUUUGAAACCACAACAAACUUUGGCAAUCACCUCUUCUUCUUCUUCUUCUUCUUUAUCUUUUCAUUGCGAAUGCUUGCUGGAAGAGAGUCAUACAAGUCCUGUGGGUUGA
Messenger RNA from Cavenderia fasciculata, 777 nucleotides. RefSeq lists its product as uncharacterized. The transcript has 7 exons. Bases 1 to 777 code for a protein of 258 amino acids. The record is from RefSeq and is a predicted model, not a curated record. Lineage: Eukaryota; Evosea; Eumycetozoa; Acytosteliales; Cavenderiaceae.